Talpa occidentalis (Iberian mole) is the source of this 4862-nucleotide messenger RNA. It is a transcript of the gene POM121L2, whose product is annotated as POM121 transmembrane nucleoporin like 2. The record is from RefSeq and is a predicted model, not a curated record. Bases 109 to 3228 code for a protein of 1039 amino acids. Gene Ontology annotation, molecular function: structural constituent of nuclear pore. The transcript has a single exon. Lineage: Eukaryota; Metazoa; Chordata; Mammalia; Eulipotyphla; Talpidae. Gene Ontology annotation, cellular component: nuclear pore. Gene Ontology annotation, biological process: RNA export from nucleus; protein import into nucleus.
GUCACCCGAACUCUAGCACUUCGACUCGGGCUGAGUCAGCAGAAGAGCAGCCUUGGGUGCCCUAGACCUCCUCGAAACGAAGUCACCGACGCGGCCUCAUCGCUCUUCAUGGGCACUUACCUGGGCAAGGCAGGACCCCAGCCGCCGUCCCCAGCCCAGGUGCGCACAGACUUGCCCGAGAGGUCGGUGAACCGUCGGCCGGCUCAGCCCCUUCACCAAGUCCACCGGGUUCAGCACGUCCAUCGCGCCCACCCCGCCCCGCGGCACAGACCUGCGCGGAGGCCGCCAAACUGGGACCCUAACAAUCCCACCGCGCGGAGAGUCAAUGAGGCUUGGAGGCGCUUUCCCAUGAGGAGGCCCCCAAAUUCCAUCCUGGGGCCUCUGCCCUCCGACUGGUGGGAAAGUUACCUCAAGCGGUGCAUUUGGUCUCUUCGGCACCCCCGGGCAACAUGGAGCCCGGUGACCAUCAAAAUCGCGCCUCCGGAGCGCAGAGCUCCCCCCUCCACGUCCCCGGCGGAGGUCAUCAAUUCCGCGGAGUCAUCGCUCGCGGAGAAGACCCCAGACCCGUGCGCCAAGGAGACAGUGCUGCGGGCCAUCAGACAGAGCGCGAAAGGCAAGGCCAGGCUGCAGAAGCCGCUCUCCCCUGAGAGUCUGGACUGCAAGAGAAGAGGCUCAGAGACCAGAUCAUCCGCAUUUAAGCCCCUGAUGAAAAACGGAACCCGCACUUCUUUUGUGCCCAGGUCUGGGGCUCUGAAGAGAAGCCUCCACUCUUGCAACUCAAACCACAGCUUGAAUAAGAGGCCCAGUUGCUCCUCCAUGAGCUCCUUGGGCAGCACACACAUCGGAGACUCCCUCAGCUCCAAAAGAAAUGUGAUUACAAGCUCUUACAGCUCUUCUAGAAAUUUCUCCCAGAAGAGAAGUGUUUCCAGGGCAUCCCUCCAGACACCAGAGUGGCCGGUGAAAAAGCAAGAAAAAGGUCAUCAGACUCACUCCCCAGAGGCCCUGAUAUCAGAAUUUGGCAGAUCUGGGCAGCAAAAUCAGAAGAUUCCACUGCUUCCACCUAGCCCCCAGAACCUGCUGGCUCUUGCCCCACCCCCACAGCUUGGUUAUGUGCUCCCUGAAGAGGAUCUGGCUGGAGGGAAGAAGGUUAUACUAACAUGGGACAACAAAUGCAGAGAGGGUAUGACCGAGCCCGCCAUGGUCUCUGAUCCUGAGAAUCAGUCUAUUCUUCAGACUUCCCCGCCUCUCACCCCACCUUCUGCAGAGACAGCUCCCGCACAGGGCUCACAUCCUCAGCUGGAAGGCUUACAGAAAAUGCAGGAGUCCCCAGGCCCUGUGGCCCACCCACAAUCUCCUGGAGAAGCAAUUAGUGUGACUGGGUCACCUCUAAACACACCCUGCUUGCUGACCCCACUUGGGUGCUCACAAUCAGAGUCCCCUCCAGGCACCUCUUCAGACUCCGAAUCCAAAGCUACUUUCAUCCUCCUGACCCCUGUUUCUCUCACAUCACCACCUGACACCACCUGGCCACAUUCCACCCCUCAGGCUGACCAGUCCUCCCUGCCCCAGGCCCUGCCUGCCACUACCCCUGGAACACCCACCCCUGGAACACCUGUCACUACCCCUGGAACACCCACCACACAAAGCCAUUUGUUUGGAAUGGUGAGUAGCCCAGCUCCCCAUCUUCCCGCAUCCGCACCUCCUACUGCAGCUUCGGCUGACCACAUAUCAAAAUGCACUUUGGGGCUCACACCCGAUAGUGAGAUUAGAGGCUGCUUCUAUUCCAGAAUUCCCGUCACAACAGCGGCAUCUUCAACACUGGGUACCUCGACUCCCAUUUUCAAGCCUAUCUUUGGCAGCAUAGGCCCACUUGAAACUAUGCCCAUGAUGUCUCCUUUCCCUUGCAAGCAGACCUCCCCUCUAACUACUCCGGCAUCUCCCCAUCUCUUCCAUGGCCUGGUCAAGGCCACCUCAGUUGUCAUGUCCACCACUCAAGCCAGCACAUGUAAAGACACUGUUUCCAAGCUACCUUUCGAUGUGGGUGUGGUAAACGCUCCCCAGGCCCUAAGCGAUGCUUCCGUCACCCCUUCCACUUGCCACACAUUCCUUCUCGGGGCUGCCCGGGCCUUCAGGGCCAACUUCUCACCAGCCACAGGUUUCAUGUUCCCACCACACACCUGUCCUUCUGUACACUCACUCACCAUCUUCAGCCAGGUUCUUCCCAGUGCUGGCCAGAUAUCCCCGAACAACAGCGCAGCCAGUUUUCAGAGUAUGAACAGCCUGUGGCCAGUCUCAGGUCUGGCAACCCCGAGCCAGCCUGCACUGGCCUCCAGUAUGUCUAAACCAACCUCAGCAUUCACAGUUCCCUUGGGAUCAAGCUCAGGGCCAACUUUCCCACUAUCCCCAGCAGCCACUCCCCAGCCUGCCUUUAGGGGAACAGAUAGGCAGAAACAAGAGCUCCCCCAGCCAGCCGCGGGCCUGAGCUUCAAUAGAUCUCUGAUAUUUGGAAACUCAGCAAUAUCAUCCCCAACUCCUGCACCAAGUCCAGCUCAGCCAGCCUUCAGCAGUCCCACACAGUCAGCCCCUGUAGAUCUGACACCCUCAGCCUCUACCUUUCACAUCCCUGCCAGCGUCAGGCAGGAUGCAGGCAGCAGCCCAGCAUGCUUUCCCUUUGGUCAAGCCAGUGCCACUGGUUUCGGAGCUGCCACCCAGACGCACCUGAGUGGGGCCUGCAGCUCAGUGUUUGGCAGCAUGGCCCCACGACCCUUUGCCUUUGGGGGAUUAGUGACCCCUAUGGACUGUGGGGACUCUGGAGCCAGCCUGGCUGCCUCAGACAUGAGAUCCACCUCUGGCUCACGCAGCUUUGCAACAGAGUCUCGAGGGGCCUCUAGCAAAGCCCCGCCCUUCGGAAAAGCCUGGAGUCAGAACACCAGGGGCCCUGCCAGCCAGAGCACACCUUUUGCCUUGGGGAGAACCAACAUUUCUGCAAGAAAGAAUAUGUUUGGGGGGCCCUGCAGGCCCCCCUUUGCUCAGAGCACCCCUGUCCACGGACCAGUGAAGACAGGCAGCAUCCACAGUUUUGGGGUGCCCUCUCCACCCGCCCACGGCUUUGUUGGGAGAGCACCUUUCAGGUCGUCAGCCCCUUCAUUUUCCAUUGGUGCAAAAUCAAAAACCCCAAAGAAUAGGGAGCAAGGGCAUUCCCGAAGGCACCAUGCCCACAAGAAAUAGCCUGUGUUCCCUGUCACCCACAUUCUGAUGUGGCCCCUCAGCGUUGCUGUGAAGAACCUCAGCAUCUUCCAAUUCUUUAAAGCAAACACCCCAAACCUCUGUCUAGGGCUUUCCUGCUCCAGCCUCUGGGUCCUAAUCUACAUUCUAGGACGACGACCAAGGUAUCUAGUGGAGACAGCAGAAUGGAAAGUGGGUAGAACCAAACCUUUGGGAUGGAACAGAGCCUUGUCUUCCCCUCCCAGCCUGCUCCUCUCUGGGUCAGCACAGGUCCUGCCUCCAGUUCUGUCCCUGGAAAAGAGAUGCCAGGGGGCAGUGUUUAUAGCCCAUGUUCUCCUGCAUCUUUGGGAGGAGAAACCGAGUCUCUCAAAUCUUAGCUGCUUUUAUUUGGCAUUAAGAAGUGGUUCCCUUUCUCCGGCCCCCUAGGGAUGCUGACUUUGUUCUCCAGUGGAUUCUUCCAGGGCCUUUUGAUUAAUUUGACCUUGAAUGCAAUUUCCCCUGAGGCUCAACAGUCAACCCUGGAGGGCGCCCUUGUGUGCUGCUCUUGCUGGACCACUUCCUCCCACCAAGUCUGAAUCUUUUCCUAAGAAAGGUGGUAUUCCAACCUCAUCUUUUUUUAUCAGGUUAGCCCCUAAAAGAUUCCUGAGUUAAUACACAGCCCCCCAGACGUCAGACCCCAGAGGUCCCUCCUCAUUCCAAGAAAAAAAAUAAACUUGGCCGGUUUCCUUUCUAGCACGGAGCUAACUGGUCCGCCUUUCCCACCUGCCACUUCUCCAUUUGUCACUCUCCAGCACACAGUUCCCUUCCUUUUGUCUGCUGAUAGGUAUUCUAUGCUUGCAGUUGAGUCUGGAAGAGGAAUGACUUGUGGGAACAGAGCUGUUGAUUCAGAUUUAACAGUGAAGGUUCUGGGACUCAGCUAAUUGGACGAAGCACUGCUUAGUGGCAACAAGGGCUGAUUCCAGAAUUCACAACCUGUUUUGACUUUUAGGGAUGCAUUCUCUGGAGGCAGGGGAGCCAGGGGAGGGAGAAACAAUGUGGGAAAUCCAGCUGCUUCUCUCUAUACUGUGGGCAACCAUCCCUCCACCGCCUGUCAGGAAAGCCCCAUUAGGGGCCCAAAGCCUACACUUCAUUUUCCUCCUUUUAACCUGUAGCUCAUAAAAUCGCUCCUCCACAGUCACUCGCUGCCAGAUAGGGCAGGUAAGACAGGAAACUUCUUGGGCCUGAGAACAAAGGAGAAAAGGGCAACACCAGCUGACACCUAAGCUGACCUCUGUGCUAUAAUCAUAGUCCUUAGCACUUAUCAUCCUGAUUUUAAAAAAAGGCAAGAAUGAACCCCUGCAUAUAUCUAUCUUCUGUGAACCCUUGGAAGAGGUCUACUGGGAUAAUAAGUGAUCUAAAAUUGGUGGAUAAAAAUAAAUGGCUAAAAUAAGUCUAUGACAUAGGAAUUGCUGUUAAACUCUUCGCAACCCAAAGGCAGGAAAAUGUUAAUGAACUUGCCCAAGGCAACCCAGUUAGUAAAGACUAGAUUGGAGACUGAACUUGUAAUGGCUCCAAAGUCUAUUCACUUGUUCCUCACCAUAGCAAAUCAUCAGGUAGGCCUGUCUCUAAACACCCACGCUGUUUCAACUUACGGCAUU